This is a messenger RNA of Bombina bombina (fire-bellied toad), 873 nucleotides long. RefSeq lists its product as uncharacterized. The record is from RefSeq and is a predicted model, not a curated record. The transcript has a single exon. Lineage: Eukaryota; Metazoa; Chordata; Amphibia; Anura; Bombinatoridae. Bases 1 to 873 code for a protein of 290 amino acids.
AUGUGUCAACUACCACAGUCAAGUGUCACCUGCAAGAGAAGUGUAACCUCCCAUAGUGAAGCGUUACCUCCCACAGAGAAGUGUCCCCUCCCACAGAGAAGUGUCACCUCCCACAGAGAAGUAUCCCCUCCCACAGAUAAGUGUCCUGUCCCACAGAGAAUUGUCACCUCCCACAGAAAAGUGUCACCUCCCAUAGAAAAGUUUCACCUCCCACUGAGAAGUAUCCCCUCCCACAGAGAAAUGUCACCUCCCACAGAAAAGUAUCCCCCCACAGAGAAGUGUCACCUCCCACAGAGAAGUGUCACCUUCCACAGAGAAGUGUCACCUCCCAUAGAAAAGUUUCACCUCCCACAGAGAAGUAUCCCCUCCCACAGAGAAGUAUCCCCUCCCACAGAGAAGUAUCCCCUCCCACAGAUAAGUGUCCUGUCCCACAGAGAAUUGUCACCUUCCACAGAGAAGUGUCACCUCCCACAGAGAAGUGUCACCUCCCACAGAGAAGUAUCCCCUCCCACAGAGAAGUAUCCCCUCCUACAGAGAAGUGUCAUCUCCCACAGUGAAGUUUCACCUCCCACAGAGAAGUGUCACCUCCCACAGAGAAGUGUAAUAAAAUGCCACUGCAUUAAAACAGCCCUUUAUAACAUUUUAGAAAAGUUUCACCUUCCACUGAGAAGUAUCCCCUCCCACAGAGAAAUGUCACCUCCCACAGAAAAGUAUCCCCCCACAGAGAAGUGUCACCUCCCACAGAGAAGUGUCACCUCCCACAGAGAAGUGUCACCUCCCACAGAAAAGUGUCACCUCCCACAGAGAAGUGUCACCUCCCACAGAGAAGUGUCACCUCCCACAGAGAAGUGUAAUAAAAUGCCACUGCAUUAA